GCAAUUAAUGGAAAUAAUCUCCACUUUCACAAAGACGCGACCUUCCAAAUUAUGCCCAGAGCAGGUGGAGCCCAUCAGUUGUUCAUGAUCCAUUGGAUGAGGGAUCACACGGCAUACCCUAUGGUGUUUUGUAUGAUGCCAAACCGCACCAGAGAAACAUACACUGGGGUACUGCGAUACACCAGGCAAUUAUUUGGCGCCUCCCAUAUCUCCUUUGUCCUUUGUGACUAUGAGUUGGCCCUGAGACAUGCAGUUCGAGAAGUGUUUGCUGGAAUUUUCUUGAGAGGUUGCUGGUUCCACUUCGCAAAAAAUGUAUUUCUCAAAGCUCGCCAAAUGCAUAUAAAUAACGCAGUUGCCGUCAGAAUGGCUAUGGCCCUUCCACUGUUGCCCGCAGAACGAAUUUCUGAAGGGAUAGACUUCGUUUGCGAAAGAAUUAGUAAUGAUGGAUUCACAAGGUUCAUGCAGAGACAGUGGCGUAACACCAAUAUUUCGGUGUUUGGUUUCGAUAAUCGAACCAAUAACGCCAUCGAGUCUCUGCAUGGACAACUAUUAAAAAUCAUAGGCCGCGCACAGCCGAAUUUUUGGGUGUUCGUUCAAUUCCUUCAGAAAUUCGAACACUACAAGUGCUCUAAUCUAAUCAGAGUACUUAGCGGGCUGCAGUUGAGAAGACGGGGGAGACGCCGUUAUAUUGAACUCAAUCAAAGGAUCAAUAAUGCUCAGCAUCAAUUUGAGCAACAUGGCCAUCUGCGUCAUUUUUUGAGUGUGACCAGCCAUACGGUCAUUGGCAUUCACAGAUUAUUCGACCCAAAUGUGCCAAUUGAGGAAAUUCCAGACACGGAGGGAAUGGUUCUGAACGAUGUCCAGAGCUUAGAGGAGGCGGCUAAUAUUGACCUGGAUGUCGAAAACGCAGCCUUAGUGCCGUUUUUUGGAAAUGCUGGAGCAGAGCUCAACCAUAUUCCGGAUCUUGUUAUGCUACAAGAUAUCAGAUUGAAUCAGAUUUUGGCAUUCCGGAGUAAGGGUGAAUCUCUUACUCUAUUGCAAAUCUAUAUGGAAGAGGAGGUUAGGCAUCAGGAUGCUUCAUUGAGACUACCCUAUGGGUUAAACCCUGUGAAGGCUAUGAUGCAACGAGAACGAAGAAAGGUUCAACCGCCUAUACCAGCAUCAUUGGAAGAUGCAGCUUUACAUUAAGCCAAUCCAUCUUAUCAGAAGUACUUUGUUGAUUGGGGCCUCAACAGAAAACAUUCUUUGCUGGGUUUAGAGAUGGGUGCCUCUUCUUCGUUUCCCUUGGAAUUUUGAAUGAGGCAAUCGACGUGAAUAAUCUCCACCUGCACAUGGACGGCACUUGCAAAAUUGUACCUAAAGCAUGUGAAGCACGUCAGUUAUUCAUAGUCAACUGGAUGAAGGAUCACAGAGUGAGUAUAUUCCCUCGAUUAUUGUUUCGUUUGGAAUUUCUAAUUUUUGUUUUUCCUUGAAGGCAAAUCCAAUGGCGUUUUGCCUCAUGCCGAACCGGACCAGACAGACCUACAAAAAAACAGGGGUACUGCAGUUCACUAGGCAACUAUUUGGUACCUCCGUUGUCUCCUCUGUCCUGUGCGAUUAUGAGCUGGCCCUGAGACGAGUAGUUUUGGAAGUUUUCAGUGGAAUUUACUAAAGAGGCUGCUGGUUUUAUUUUGUAAAAAAUGUUUUUUUUUUCACAUUAAUUAGUUAUUUUCCUAACAAGUGUGGAAAGUGAU
Molecule: messenger RNA, 1733 nt
Organism: Coccinella septempunctata (seven-spotted ladybird)
Lineage: Eukaryota; Metazoa; Arthropoda; Insecta; Coleoptera; Coccinellidae
Exons: 7
Coding region: 52-1188 (378 amino acids)
Source: RefSeq, a predicted model, not a curated record